AGUGUUUGUCAGAAAUCGAUGUGGAAGAAAAAAAAAUGACAUGCGCAUCUGUAUAGAGAACAACACCCUGAACUAUGACGGGGUCCAUGUGUUGCCUUACACAGAACAAAUUUUGAUCAAAUUUCCAUGGCAACUUGAAUUUAUCUGGGAUUCACCUGUUGUGAUCAUUGAUUUCUAAGGUAACACGAUUUAUUCCUAUCAUCUGUUGUUAAAUAUAAGGCUAUUAUCUAUGGAUGAACAUGCUCUGACAUUAGAAGAAGACAACUCUAUGGCACCUUGGCUUGGCCUGAAGGAUGAAGCGGCUAAGCAUGACAACACCCGGAUCCAGUGAACAUUUAGCAGCAUGCUUAAUUAUCUUGUGCCAGGCCCUAACUUUACGGGCUCUCUAAGGAAACUUAUUCAGCGAUUAGCGAACACUUUAAUUCCAGCAGAGGUUCAUGGCUUCGGGAUCGAUCUAGAAGCCAUUAUUGCAUGAGGACUGUGCUUUUUUGACCUGGAAUAUGACUACAGGUCCCUUGCCAUGGAUCGUACUCACACCUUUGGCUGUUCUUACAGAUUUACUUUCAGUCACCAUCUUGUGUCAUUACCGUUGUCAUUUUCACGGGACCGAUGUUGUUUUCAUCUCCAUUCUCGUCUGUAUGGUGUUAAACGCCUUGGUGAUUCCUCUUACUCCUUCGCUGUUGAAUAUAACCAACUCGGAAUGGAAUGAAAACUUGUGUAAUUUCUUUGUAUGGACUGCACUGACCACACGAAUGGUCCAGGUGUCAAAUUUGGCACUGUUAUCUUUUCACUGGUCAAAAAUACUCAGGACUUCAACAAAACGAAUCAAAGUCAGCACGACUACCACUGUGAAGAUAGUUGUUCCUAUUUUCUGGGGCGUGGCCGCUGUUGUCGGACUGUUACCUGUAAUUGGAGCAGUUCCUGACAAUUUCAAAACCAAAAAUGACUGCUUAUUUUUGCUUUCCGACCUGGGUCUAGGUUUCCUGAUAUUUAUGAUGGUGUUCAUUUUAACAAUGACUUGCAUCUCCCUUGUGUGUUCAUUUGAUUCCAUUGCUCUCAUUCACUAUGCAAAGAAGAUUGCAUUUAUCAAAUACGGAGCAGGGAGGUUUUACUUACCGAGGAAAAACGAUGGUCUAGCUGAAAAUUACACCGUGCACGAGCGGUAUGGACAGCUGAACUUUGCCGCCGAUCUCUGUCGUCUGGUGACAAUUGUGACGUGUUUCAGUUUCACUGUUAAUCAUUUACCAUGUGUUGUGAUAGAAUUUCUAUACAUGAGCAUCGGAACAGAUAGGGGAUUAUCAGAAGACUUGGUCACGUGGUUAUCUCUGAUCGAGGCUCUGGUGUUACCCUAUUUCCUGUGGUUUGGGAGCAGACGAUAUAAGCACGCAAUUACUUACGUCUUCAAAGUGCAUAUCUUACGUCGUGACCAUGACAACGAAGAAAAUCCAGAUUCAUGCACGUUACAGUCUUUUACAAGAAAAAUCAAAGAUGUCCAAACAUUGCCACGCAAAGUUCACGUUCCUAACAAUCUAUCACCAUCUGAAAGAACAAGCAGAAGCUCAUCCACAAGGGGGCGCCUCGGAGAAUCUUCCAUGGAGUUUAAUAUUCAAAACAAAGUUAGAGCUUGCAAUUUAAGCAAAGUUAACGUUGAUGUACAUAGUAAUGGCGGGUCAAUAGAUUCAAGAGAUAUGAGUCAAUUUCACAGAUCUGGGUCCUCGGGCUCACGAAACGAUCAAGAUAGAAAGAAAAAUCUUCCAUCGAUAUUUAUUAAUGAUACUCUUAAGAGUGCUUCACCAAAACGUAUGAAUACGGAGGCAAAAAAUGAAGUGGUUCUGGCCGCCCAUAAAUCUGAAUCAGGAAGCAUGCGUUCUAUGUAUUACAUGUCUAGUGAUUAUCAUCCAGACUGUCUUAAUACUGACAGCUUACCCAGAAUUCCAAGUAAGGGAUAUCAGGAAUCGUACAGUAACCCCACCACAAUCACCGACGGACGGAUAUACCUUGAAAGAUACGGUUCCAAUUCUUUUCCUCGACUGUACGAAGAAUCCACAGGCAUCUACUCUGGUUCAUUUGGUAGUAUUCCCAGAAAGAAGCCACCAAAAAUGGGACUGCGAAGUAAUUCUGGGAGCUCAUCUAGUCUCUAUCAAACACACUCACGGUCCUCGAGUGGAAAUGUCUAUAUCUAUGGUCAUUCAAGAUCGGCAAGUGGAACAAUCUUUAAGUCCUCUAAUAUUACCUUACCUUCUACACACCAAAUCCAAGUGAGGGGUCGUGUGGUUCCGCGACAAUCAAGUGAGAGAAGCGAAAGUGAGGGAGUGGCUGGUCAAUACUGUGAAAGCGACAUUGAUAAUGUUCUAGAAAAUAGUUCAAUGCGCUCAGAGGAAAUUCAGAAUAAGCCUGUUGAAAUUCACUCAGUGACUUUCAUUGAAAGACCACAGAUAUUUUACGAGGGCGAAAAAUUACGAAGACCAUUGACACGACAAGAACAGUUUUAUCCACAUCAGAAAGAUAAAGAACAAUUAUCGGAUGAGAACGAUUCUGGAUGUAUGGCAAACUGUGCAGAAGAACAUUUUGAGUGUAACUUAAAUAUUCAUAAACAAUCAAAUUCAGCUGCAACAAUUGCAUGUGAAAGUACUGAUGCAGAGCUUGAUGGAUUUACAACAAGCGAACUCUUAUCUUCACAACCUUAUUCAUAUUUAUCAAGUAACCGCAAAAAUAAAAGACAAAUUCAAAGUUCACGUCAACACAAUAAAUCCCGUUUGCCCUGGAUAAAUCCUGACUUACCAGAUAGUGUCCCAGAUCUGUUUGAUAGGGAGAAAUCAGUGGAAUAUGCAUUCUUUAAUAAUCAAUGUAUUUCUUCAUCAGAGAGUACGGGUAUUUCUACUUCACCAAGAUUCGACGAAAAUACGGAUCGCGGUUUUGAAGAAGCUUUAAAUGCAAGUUACAAUAGCAGGGAAAGCCUUUGUAGCUGUAAUGGUGCUUAUGUUGAAUCUGUCUCAGAAUGCACAGACAUGGGAGAAUUCUUUGAUAAUCACCAGUGUGAUGAUAGCUUUGAGUUCAAAACACAGGCCAUCGUCUCUAGAAUAUCCCCGGCAAGUCUUACAGAUCCUUUCUCCGAGCACGAUGACUCGGUUUUCGCAGAAUCAAAAGUAAGAGAAACUGGACUAUACUUCUCAAAAGACAGGAAAGAAGGGAGUUGUCCUGAUUCAUCUCCAUGGCCGAAGUCCACUAAAAAUUCCAACUCUGUUGAUCUUUCUUUCGAAUCCAAUUUCUCUAACGAGCGACAGGUUCCAGACGGUGUAGGUCCAUACCAAGACAUAGAGGCUGUGUAUUUUUAAAGAGAGAGAGAAAAAAAAAAGAAAGAUAGGGUGUGCUGAAUUCCAAGAGCUAUACUGAACAAAAAGUGUUAAAGAUAAUCGAAUAACACUUCCAUCAUGUCUGUAUUACAUUCCACGUUUUUAAAUUUUCUAUGUUUUACACAUUAAAAAGGGAGAGGACUCGUGUCACCUAAAGAUCAUGAUGUUUAAGCUGAGAUUUUUCUAAAAGACACUCCUAAAUGCAAUCCUGCAGCUGGUCUUGUUCGCUGCAAAAAUGUAUUUUUCUAAAAUUGAAUUUUUAUAUUUAAAACUUUGUUAAAGUAUUGACCGGGUGCUUCCUCGUGCUUCUACCACCAUACAUUAAACCCUAAUUGACCAUUUUUAUGAAUGCUUAACCUUGAAUACGAUUAAAGUGGUUAAUUUUGUAAAUUUACACUGCAGAACCUAAAAAUAUGGCCAAAUUAAAACAGAGAAAAAAGUAACUGAGCAAUAUCUUUUGAAAACUUUUUUAGUCCUACCGUUAGACUGUUAGUAUAAAAGUUUG
This is a messenger RNA of Saccostrea echinata, 3858 nucleotides long. RefSeq lists its product as uncharacterized. The transcript is spliced from 5 exons. Gene Ontology annotation, biological process: G protein-coupled receptor signaling pathway. Lineage: Eukaryota; Metazoa; Mollusca; Bivalvia; Ostreida; Ostreidae. Gene Ontology annotation, molecular function: G protein-coupled receptor activity. The record is from RefSeq and is a predicted model, not a curated record. The coding region runs from base 501 to 3335 and encodes 944 amino acids. Gene Ontology annotation, cellular component: membrane.